UAUACCCUAAUCAAUGUGAAAAUGGAACAAGUUACUGGUGAUUUUGGCGUGCCAAGUCAGGCAGAGUUUUCCAUUGACGUUGUAAUUUGAGACUGACUGUGUUGUCUAUCAUCAUCGUCUUCAUCGUAGCUAUGGAUAUGCUUUCACUUCUUCAUCAUCAUCGUCGUCGUCUAGCUAUAGUCAUGGCUUCGUUUCUAAUACUCUCAUCACAACCGUUGAUUGUUCAGGCCGCCAUUGAUUCUUCUGAAUCCAACGGCAGCAGCAGCAGCGGAGUAUUCGAGUGGGAGAUUCUGACCAAACGCAACUUCUCCUCUCAGAUCCGUCUUCACCCCCACCUCCUCCUCAUGGUCACCGUUCCCUGGUCUGGCGAGUCUCGAUCCCUUAUGAAGGAAUUAACCCAGCUUGUUGCCAAUAAGCAAGAAAAGUUUGGCACCCUUAAACUGGUGCUCUUAUACAGAAAUAGAGAGAGGAUGCUUGCUGAUGUCAUUGGUGCUACAGAGGGAAUAACAAUUUUAUGCUAUCACCAUUCUUUACCUUACAAGUAUCAAGGGAGACUUAGAGCACAAAAUAUAUUAUCGUCUGCUCAUUUUCUUAUGACACAUCCUCCUGAACAACUUCCCCUUGAAUCUCUAAAAACGCCAGAGGACUUGAAAACAUUCCUUCAAUCAACUGACAAGGCUUUACUUCUCAUGGAAUUUUGUGGAUGGACCCAUGCAUUGUUGGCCAAGGGCAAGAACAAUGGAACUGAAAAUGGUUUUGAUGGCCAAUUCGGAGUGAGUUUUAUUGGCGAGACAAAUAGAUCACUUGCAGCCAAAGGGAAGAAAAACCAGAAGGGGAUGGAAAAUGAAAAGAUGACUUGCGGUGUUCAAAGUGGGGCUAGUGGACUCUCUUGGCUUGGGGAAUUUAGCUCUGUAACUGAAAUUGAUUUCCUUGUGGCUAAAAAUAUGAGUCCCACUGUUGGGAUUUCGUGCAGCUUUGAACAGUUCCAGCGGUUUGAAUCUUUCUUCUCGAAGUUCAUGACUGUUGCAAGAGAGUUCUUCUUGCCUCCUGAACGGCUAAGAUUCGGCCUGGUACCUGAGAGGUUGUUGCUUUCAUCUUUGGGUGUUGGAGAUUCUGGUUCAUGGUUUUCGUCUUUGGAUGUUGGAAUUUCUGGUUCCUGGUCAACAAUACUUUAUUUUGCUGGAUGUCCCAGUUGUUCAAAGGUUCUUGGAGAAGGGGAUGAUCUCAAAAUUGCUCUACAGAUGCAAAGUUCACUUCUUGUGGAGCUGGGAAGUGGUGGGAAUGAUCCUGAGCCUGCUUUACCUGCAAAUAAACCUUCAAUACUUCUUUUUAUUGAUAGAUCAUCUGAUUCAUUAGAAACUAGAAGAAAAAGUAAGGAGGCUAUUGAUGCUUUUAGAAAUUUAGCUUUGCACUAUCAGACAUCAUGUGGGAUAGGCGAGCAAAACAAUAUCAAGACUGACAAAUCUGUGUUUGACACCAAUCAAGCAUCGAAAAGCAUCACUGGACAUCAAAGAUUCAAGCUGUCUCCAACUUCUCGAAAUGUAGAAUUGAAGGAUAAGAUGUCUAUCAUGAUUGUAAAUGAGGAGAAACAUGUCACCCUAGAUAAAAUUCCUUCAGAUUUACAAGGUAAGUCCUUGCAUGAGAUCUUGGAAUAUGUACUUCAGCAUAAGGACAAAGUAAAAUUGAGCUCACUUGCGAAAGAGGCAGGUUUCCAACUUUUAUCUGAGGAUUUUGAAAUCAAGAUACAAGAAGCUUUACCAGCGCAGACAAAAGUUCUUCAGUCUGAUCAAGUUUUUUCAAAUCCGACAGAAGGCCUUCCGGAAGCCAGCUUUGAUUUGCACAAGGAUCAGAUACCAUAUAUGGAUGGCACUUCUGUGGCGCAUGAGGAGCAAUAUAAACCUGCUAAUACUGAUAAAUCUUCCCAGUAUACUGAAGAGAAGACAACUUCUGAUACAAACAAACAGUCAUAUGGAGCACAUGAUCAUUUUCAUGGAAAUCAAGUUCUUGGCAGUGCUGAAGAUGUGAAAAUGGAACAGAAAACCUUUUCAGAAAGAGCUAAUUUGAGUGAAGAGAUUCAUUUUAAAGGUUCCUUUUUCUUUUCUGAUGGUGGAUAUCAGUUACUUAAAGCUCUAUCUGCUGGGUCAAAGAUUCCGUCAGUGGUAAUAGUUGACCCCAUUUUACAGAAACAUUAUGUCUUACCUGAAGAGACAGUUUUCAGUUAUUCUUCACUAUCUGAUUUCCUUGAUGGGUUUCUCAAUGGAAGUCUUCUUCCAUAUCAACGAUCUGAAUCUGUUGUCCCAAGCCCUAGGAAGGCUCCAAGUCCACCAUUUGUUAAUUUGGAUUUUCAUGAGGUGGAUUCUAUUCCUCGAGUUACCACCCGUACUUUUUCUGAGUUGGUUAUUGGUUUUAAUCAGUCAGAUAUUUCAAGUGCUGUCCAUGCUUGGAAGAAGGAUGUGUUGGUCCUCUUUAGCAACAGUUGGUGUGGGUUUUGCCAGAGAACAGAGCUUGUUGUUCGUGAAGUAUAUAGGGCUUUCAAGCACUAUGCAACCAUGCUGCAAAAUGCACCUAGGAACGAGAAAUCGGUGUUAACUGAUGACAUGAAAGAUAUUGCGUUGAAGCUUCCACAAAUUUACUUUAUGGAUUGCACGCUGAACGAAUGCAGUUUGAUCUUAAAAUCAGUAGCUCAGAGGGAACUUUAUCCAUCACUGCUGUUAUUUCCAGCAGAAGGGAAGAAUGCUGUCUCUUAUGAAGGAAAUGUGGCAGUAAGAGAAAUUAUUAAGUUUAUUGUUGAUCAUGGAAAUAAUGGUCGUAAUCUUGUCAAGGAAGAAGGUAUUCUAUGGGCCGGAGUAGAACGAGAAUGUAGAGAGAAUUUAUACGAAGAUGCAUCACAAAUUGCGGUUCACAAGGAAGCUCCUUUGUCCAAGGACAAAUACCAUGAAGUUCAACUAAAAUAUAGAAUACCAGCAAGAGUUGUUGGACACAAACCGAUAAGUACUCGCAAAUCAAAUGGCUUGCGCAGAGCAGAAGCCCCACAAGUGGUUGUCGGUUCGCUCCUCAUUGCAACAGAGAAACUUCUCAAUGUACACCCAUUCGAUAAUUCGACAAUUCUCAUCGUAAAGGCAGAUGAAAGUACAGGUUUUCAAGGUCUGAUCAUUAACAAACAUAUCAGUUGGGAUUCUCUUGAAGAACUCAAGGAAGGGUUAGAAAUCUUAAGAGCAGCUCGUCUUUCGUUUGGGGGCCCACUCUUAAAACGUGGAAUGCUUCUUGUUUCCUUGACUCAGAAAACAAUUGAGGAUCGGUACCCAGAAGUCCUGCCUAAUGUUUACUUUGUGGAUCAACGGUCCACGAUUCAUGAAAUAGAAGGGCUCAAGUCGCGCAAUCACUCUGUUACUGAUUUCUGGUUUUUCUUGGGGUAUUCGAGUUGGGGUUGGGACCAGUUAUUUGAUGAAAUUGCCCAAGGAGCUUGGAACAUAAGCAGUGACAAUGUAGAAGAGUUAGAUUGGCCAUGGAGGUGACUUCAGUCCGGUGAUUUAGGGUUUUACAUUGUGUUUUUGUUUUUGCAGAAUGGAACCAUGCAGUACCAGAUGCGAUAUACAUACUAGAGCUUUGGAGUUCCUCAAUUCGGAAUUCUAAAAGAGCGGCAAAACUCUGAAGCAAUGACUGUGUUAGAAAGAUGAGGUUGGUAUUACAUUAGAAAUUAAUUUUGUUAUUUUUAAUUUAUCACAUUGAAUUUUCUGUUGUAUGCCCAUUAACUGUACAUCUGUGCUUUUUGUUUUUUUUUUUGGUGCUGAGCUUUUGGGUUUUAUAGAUUGUCAAACAAUAUUUUCAUUUCAAAUUGGAUUUUUUUUUUUUAUAAUUAAAUUAUCAUUAUUAUUUAUUAUUGGAAACAA
Molecule: messenger RNA, 3890 nt
Organism: Camellia sinensis
Lineage: Eukaryota; Viridiplantae; Streptophyta; Magnoliopsida; Ericales; Theaceae
Source: RefSeq, a predicted model, not a curated record